Molecule: messenger RNA, 2241 nt
Organism: Diaporthe amygdali
Lineage: Eukaryota; Fungi; Ascomycota; Sordariomycetes; Diaporthales; Diaporthaceae
Exons: 5
Coding region: 1-2241 (746 amino acids)
Biological process (GO): DNA-templated transcription; regulation of DNA-templated transcription
Molecular function (GO): zinc ion binding; DNA-binding transcription factor activity, RNA polymerase II-specific; DNA binding
Source: RefSeq, a predicted model, not a curated record
AUGAAAGCCCAACGAGCAAGACUUUCUGGAUCCGAUCAACAGAAGCGCAAGUAUACUUCUCGUGCGUGCGAGGAAUGCCGCCGCCGUCGGGCAAAGUGUGAUGGCGCACGCCCGUCAUGUACUCGAUGCCUAAGCCGUGGCAUGCAAGCAUGCAAGUAUGCAGGAGGUGAAGACGGCCGCAAGCCUGCUUCCAAGACUUACGUCGAUCUCCUCCGCCGCCGCAUCGAGGCCCUUGAGCAGGUGCUGCGCAACCAUUGCAUCGACGUCGAUGCGUCGAUAGCCGCUCUGUCCUCCAGCAGCACGGGUCUGGGUGAUGCUGACUCACUGACCAUGUAUGAGGAUCCUGGUCACAGCGAGACCUCGCCAGACGUUGAUGCUCUCUGUGAUGCGUUUGAAGGCACUUUGUCAAUCGAAGAGGCGCUGAACUAUGAAGGUGACGGCGAGUUUCGCUACUUUGGCCCCACAAGUGGACGGCUGCAGUUCAUGUCCGAUACUAUGCUGGAUCAGGGCGAAGGUGCUUCUUCGGCACGGUCACAAACUAAAUCUGUUGAGUUCACCGCUGCCAACCCUCGCGCCGAGAUGAAUCGGCGAAUUCUGGCAGAGGACAAUAGCAGUCAUCUGGUCUCAGAGGAGUUGAGAUCGGAGCUAGUGAACUUGUACUUCACAUGGCAAAAUCCGUGGUUGCUGGUCGUCGACGAAAACCUUUAUCGGGAAAGUCUGAAGACAACGGGUCGCUACUGGAGUCCUCUUCUCGAGAACUGCAUUCUUGCCCUUGGAUCUCGCUUCACGGAUAGCCCUGCAGUGCGCGCUGAUCCAGCCGAUACAAACAGUGCCGGGCAGUUCUUUUUCAAACGGGCUGAGAGCUACCUCGCCUACGACCUGAAGUUCCCGAACAUUACGACUAUACAGUCUCUUUAUUUGCUGAGCACGCUCAGUGUGUCCACAGGGGCCGACGCGACUUCUUGGCUACGCCAGGGCACGGCAAAGCAGCUCGCUCUCGACCUAGGAAUUAAUCUUGAUGCCCAAAGAAUCUCUGGCUCAAAUUUGAUACCGAAAGAGGAGGUCGAGCUUAGACGGCUGCUUUAUUGGUCCAUGUAUUGCGACGACAAGCUUGCUGCUGCUUAUACGGGACUUAUCCAGGAUGCUCAAGGGCUCGUUGCAUGGCCGUCCGUGCCGAAUGUGGAAGCAAACCUCUUUGACCAAUUUGGGGAUGUUCGAAACUCCAGAACACUCAUGUUGCAGCAGCAUGCUCUCAUGCGACUCAGUCAAAUACUUGAAGACAUCUUGGUGUCCCUAUAUAUGCCGAAGCCAAAGUGCCAGGGAAUACUACGAUCAACUUUUCUCGACUCAUGCUACCUCAAGCUUAAGACGUGGAUAUACGAUCUGCCACCUGAGCUCCGCCUGGACCGUCUGGACGCUUCCUCCCUGCCGCAGACGUUCACUCUUCACAUGGUCUACUCCACUGCCUGCAUCCUCCUCGCAAGGCCUUACUUGGCUACCCCCGACUCCACCAACAGCAGUGCCACAGAACCAGCUGACACUAUCGACCUAAAACCCAAAACAAACUUUCAAAAAGCCAAUUCACUCCUUCAAACCUCGGCCAAGCAGAUCUGCAGCACGGCGCGAAAGUAUCGCCGCGUUUUCGGCAGCUUCCGCUGCAGUCCAAUCACCGCCACGCACUGCACUCUAUCAGCCGCUCUUGUUCUUCUACGCAGUGCUAAAGCACAACCUGGCACUGCCCCAGAUGCCAUAUCUUCAUUUAACUUCAGCACCGACGACAUGAGACUCUGUCUUACCGUGCUGGAUGAGCUCUCUGCUUCAUGGGACACCGCACGGAGGAUAAGGCUAAACCUGCUGAGACUUAUCAAGAACUCCCGGACAGUUGGUGUUGAUGAUGGCCGAGGCCUAUCGAGUUCCCUGGAAGACGUAAAGAGACACGGGAAAGAGAGUAUGGGAAAGGACAACGAAACCUUGCUAACACCAGGGUCUUCAUCCACGGAGAUUGGACAAGGAGAACCCUACGCGUUCCAAUACCGACCAUGGGGGGAUGUCUCGCAGGGCACUGAUGGAGGAAUAGACCCGAGUCUGUCCCAACACAACAAAAGCGAGAUCGACGCUGUGUCAGCCUCACUGGGAUUCGGCUUGGAGCAUACGCUUGAGACGAUGAUCGGGGACGACUUUGCGUUCGGACCAGAUGUCAUGAAUGAUGACUAUGAGUGGGACACAUUUCUGCAGCAGUAG